Molecule: messenger RNA, 2702 nt
Organism: Oppia nitens
Lineage: Eukaryota; Metazoa; Arthropoda; Arachnida; Sarcoptiformes; Oppiidae
Product: neuroligin-2-like
Exons: 10
Coding region: 423-2576 (717 amino acids)
Cellular component (GO): cell surface; tricellular tight junction; septate junction
Source: RefSeq, a predicted model, not a curated record
UUUUAUAUCAAAUAAUUGCAAUAAUAAUAUGUAUAAUAAUAAUCAUCGAUGAGAUUGAUUUAGCUGAUGGCCAACAGUUUAACACACCGCCGCCCAAUCGGGUUUUCUAUGAACAAUGGGGUCACUAUCAUAACUACGACCCCCGUAAUCGGCCACUCGAGUCGGAUCGGGGCGGCGGCUAUCGUAAACAUUACGAUGGCUAUCAAUACGGUGUAACACCUGAUCCGAGCCGUAGACGACUGAUUGAAGAUCCGGGAGAUUUGCGCUGUAAGGAGGCGUUACGCGAGGGUUUGGACGAGUUUGUAACAGUUAAUACACUGUACGGCAAUGUUGUCGGCCGUAUUGUCUACCUAUGCGACGGUCCGGGUCGAUCGGUACGCGAGAGGCCAUUGCCGGCUAAACUAAAACUACGCGAAAAACAAAUGGGAUCACCUAAUCGGUACAAUCCUAUCAGGUCGUUCUGGAAAAAUGUGACCACUUUUCUGGGCAUACCCUAUGCCAGGCCACCGAUACGCGAGUAUAAUCUAAGAUUUCAGCCGCCAUCGCCGCCAACUCCGUGGGGCAGUAUAUUUGCGGACAGGUAUCAAAAUUCGUGUCCCCAAUAUAUUACACAUAUUGGCAAAGAUCUGGGUAUACCAGUUACCGAUGAAGAUUGUCUCUAUUUGAACAUAUUUACACCGUGGGCUAUGUCCCGGGUACGCGACCCCUAUCCGGUUAUGAUGUAUAUUCACGGAGGCUUUUUUGAUCACGGAUCGGGUAAUACGUUUGCCGGCCAUAUGUUGGCCGCCUCUCAGGAAGUGGUUGUCGUUACCUUCAACUAUCGUUUAGGACUUUUAGGAUAUUUGGCAACUGCUGACAACGCAUCGGCCGGUAAUUUCGGACUAAUGGAUCAAAUUCAGGCCAUCAAUUGGGUACGGGAUAAUAUACGCAAUUUUAAUGGCGAUCCCGACCGGAUUACACUGUUCGGACCGGAUGCCGGUGCCGCCAGCGCCGGCCUAUUGGCCAUAUCUCCUAUUACCAGAAGAUACAUAAAGCGAGUGAUAGCCCAAAGCGGUUCGCCAGUAGCCGACUGGGCCUUCAUUAGGGAUCCGUUAUUCAUGCGUAACACCAGUGUUGUGGCCGGUUAUGCGUUCGGCUGCCGAACCAGACAUACCUACAAUCUGGUUGAAUGUUUGAAAAGCCGCAGUGCUAUUGAUUUUACUACUACUCAAGUUAAGCCUGAUGUUGGUUGGCUAGCUUGGGCACCGGUAGUCGAUCAGUUUACACGCGAACGUGGCUAUCAAACAAUACCGGAUAUACCCGAAAAUUUAUUGCACGAAAAUCGGGUAGAAUUUGAUCCCGAAUUUGCUUAUAUGACAGGAGUUACCAGAGAUGAAGGAUCAAAAUUUCUUUUCGCCGAUGAAGAACUUAAACUCCGAAAUUAUGUGGUCGACGCCGACUAUGUCCACAAAAAAAUUGCCGAUUAUGUCCGCAUCUAUAACUAUACACUGGAUCAGGAUGCAGUGGUCAGGGCCAUCAAAUUUAUGUACAGUCCGUGGUCGGAUCCAAACAAUCUGACACUUAUCAGACAGGGAUAUAUUGAUAUGUUAACCGAUUCGUGGUUUACCGCUGCCAACGAUAAGAUGGUCAAACUGAUGCUCCAAAAUAAUGUCCGAACCUAUAUGUAUGUAUUGAACUAUACCAUCGAAGGCUUGAACCUACCCGAUUGGAUCGGUGUACCUCACGAUACCGAAUAUCUUCUGGCCACUGGUGCACCGUUUAUGGACUCCCGAUUUCAUCCGUCAUCCCUUCAACUGGAUCAGGCAGUCUGGACGGAAGCCGACCGCAAUAUGAGCCAAUUGAUUAUGGAAUCAUGGGCCAACUUUGCCCGCUACCCGAACUGCCGACUACCGCACGAUUCACUGAGACCACCGUUACAACCGCCACCGCCGCCAAUACCGGCCGAAAACCUGGACAACUUGCGGCGUGUGUCGCCCGCUAACUGGUGCGGUCCGACACCGUUUGCAUUGUUCAAUACAAUACUAUGGGAACCGAUGAACCAGAAAAAUCUCCAAUACCUGUCCAUCAAUUCGACUAACUAUACCGGCUAUUGGCAGACAACUACCUGGGAAAACAAUCAACUGUCCAAUAUUAACCUGAAUGCCUGGAGUACGUCGGUUAUGUGGCGCGACUACAAACAAAAGGCCAGCCAAUUCUGGAACCAUUAUAUGCCGUCGAUUGUCGACCGGGUGCCGCCCACUUGGCCGCCAACCUACGAGCCGUACGAAAUUGAGCUACGCCUGUAUCGGUCGGCCACUUGGUCGGUAUUGGCCGCUCUGGUCGUACUACUGGUGCUCGUAUUUUUGUGUUCAUGUCUCUACUGUCGGGCUAAAAGUGACCGAUACGGUGACGCCGGUAUCGACGAGUACAUACAUAUACCCGAUAUAGCAACUAUGGGUACACAGUAUAGCGCACCGUCUACUAGAGUCAACUCGGAAAUCAAUUUAAGUUUUCAUCCGAAAUCUGAAUAUCCGCGAUCAAAGUUCCGAUCAAAUGAUAAGAUUUAUGUGGCCAGAGAUAAACAUACGCAGGUCUGAAUAUUACCGCACACUGACCACUGGCCAGGAAAGGUAUAUUCCCGAUAACAAACAAAAAAACUUAUACCUCAACAAUGCGCUCAACACACACUUAGUAUUAUAUAAAUAUUAUAGUUUAUAUAUAUA